GGUUAAUAAACGCGAGACGCAGAAACACGCUAUAAAUACCCAGCCUCCACCCACGCAUCUCUCAGGCCUGCACAGUUCGAAUAAGAAUAACUCAUUCGCUCUCAUCUCGCAUUAGAUUCCAUCCAAAUUCCAAAGUAAGUUACAAAAAUCAAGGACGCUUCAAUGGAGAUGAGAAAGAUCGCUUGUGCCGUCCUCGUCGCCGCCGCCGCAGCCACCGGAGCACUCGCCGCCGAGGCCCCCGCCCCCGGCCCCGCCAGCGCCGCCUUCGCGGUCACCCCUGCCGCCGGAACAGCCAUCGGCGCCGCCGCCUUAGCCUUCCUCGCCUACUACUUGCAGUAGGAAGAAAGGAUACCCACAAUGACUUGCUAAUUCAUCUCGCCGGCGUUGG
Zingiber officinale is the source of this 388-nucleotide messenger RNA. Its product is annotated as arabinogalactan protein 23-like. The coding region runs from base 163 to 339 and encodes 58 amino acids. NCBI's taxonomy places the organism in Eukaryota, Viridiplantae, Streptophyta, Magnoliopsida, Zingiberales, Zingiberaceae. The transcript has a single exon. The record is from RefSeq and is a predicted model, not a curated record.